Molecule: messenger RNA, 3576 nt
Organism: Heterocephalus glaber (naked mole-rat)
Lineage: Eukaryota; Metazoa; Chordata; Mammalia; Rodentia; Bathyergidae
Source: RefSeq, a predicted model, not a curated record
CUUGCAAGGCAGGCGGCGGCACCACACGGCUAAAUCCCUGGCCCGGCCUACAUACACUUUCAAAAAACUGCAGGGCCUUUCUUUGUCAUUUCACCUGGUGGGAACCCAGAAAUCUUUGGACUUCCAAUUCCAAAACCACUAUUUACAGCCCUACUCCAGCUCCCUGCUGAAAACCUUUUCGCCCAGAGCACACAACCCACUACGUCUACUUAGCCUGCUUGGCACUGGGCCGUAGAGAGACAGUUGCUAUAUGAAUGAGUAAACUAUGGAAUUCUGCCCAAAGCGCUGUUAUCACCCAAGAGAGCAACCUGCGGCGAGAACAGGAACACGCCGAGGAUAGGAAACCAGGAGCAGAGGUUUGCCGCAAGCUGUGUGGAAAGGACCAUCCAUCAGUGGCGGCUUCAGUACGGGCGCUCUGGAAUCCAGGAGGACUGGGAUCUCUGUGGUUGGACCAGACUGGUCACUCUCUACUGAGGAUGACGCACUCUCAGAAUUCCCAGGACAGAGAAAGUGGGAAGCACAAUCUCCCGGACGAUGACUGAUAAAAUAAGGAGGAAUCAAAAGAAGGGGGAUUUCGGGAGCUGGCUGCCGAGAUAACACUCCUGGGCAUUUCUGCCCAACAGAAACACAGGCUAGUCCCUGAGCUCAAGGCGAUUGGCCUGGGGAAAUAGAGCUGAUAGGCGGGAGCGCGUGCGCAUACGUGCAGGGGCGUUGCUCUCUAGUCACCCGGCUCCCCAAGCUGCCGGCGCGCAUGCGUCGGAGGACAGAGCCAGGCGAGAAGUACCUCUGCGAAGCUUUAAGCACCCUUUGGGCGGCUCCCACCGGCGAGCGGGACAGCGGCGGGCGCGCGCGGACACCAUGGCCGAGCCUUUAAAGGAGGAAGAUGGCGAGGACGGCUCUGGGGAGCCCCCCGGCUCGGUGAAGGCAGAACCCGCCCACACCACUGCCUCUGUCGCUGCCAAGAAUCUGGCCCUUCUCAAAGCCCGCUCCUUUGAUGUGACCUUUGACGUGGGGGACGAGUACGAGAUCAUUGAGACCAUAGGCAAUGGGGCCUAUGGGGUGGUGUCCUCUGCGCGCCGCCGCCUCACGGGCCAGCAGGUGGCCAUCAAGAAGAUCCCAAAUGCUUUUGAUGUGGUGACCAAUGCCAAACGGACUCUCAGGGAGCUGAAGAUCCUCAAACACUUCAAGCAUGACAAUAUCAUUGCCAUCAAGGACAUCCUGAGGCCUACUGUGCCCUAUGGAGAGUUCAAAUCUGUCUAUGUGGUCUUGGACCUGAUGGAGAGCGACCUACACCAGAUCAUCCACUCCUCACAGCCGCUCACACUGGAGCAUGUGCGUUACUUCCUGUAUCAGCUGCUGCGGGGCCUCAAGUACAUGCACUCAGCUCAGGUCAUCCACCGUGACCUCAAGCCCUCCAACCUGUUGGUGAAUGAGAACUGUGAGCUCAAGAUUGGUGACUUUGGUAUGGCCCGUGGCCUGUGUACCUCCCCAGCUGAGCACCAGUACUUCAUGACUGAGUAUGUGGCUACUCGCUGGUACCGUGCCCCAGAGCUUAUGCUCUCCUUGCAUGAGUACACCCAGGCUAUUGACCUCUGGUCUGUGGGUUGCAUCUUUGGUGAAAUGUUGGCCCGGCGCCAGCUCUUCCCAGGCAAAAACUAUGUGCAUCAAUUACAAUUGAUCAUGAUGGUGCUGGGUACCCCGUCACCAGCUGUGAUUCAGGCUGUAGGGGCUGAAAGAGUGCGGGCCUAUAUCCAGAGCCUCCCGCCACGCCAGCCUGUUCCCUGGGAGACAGUCUACCCAGGUGCUGACCACCAGGCCCUCUCACUACUGGGCCGCAUGCUGUGUUUUGAACCCAGUGCCCGCAUCUCAGCAGCUGCUGCCCUUCGUCACCCUUUCCUGGCCAAGUAUCAUGACCCUGAUGAUGAACCUGAUUGUGCCCCACCCUUUGACUUUGCCUUUGACCGUGAAGCCCUUACCCGAGAGCGCAUUAAGGAAGCCAUUGUGGCUGAGAUUGAGGACUUCCACGCACGACGUGAGGGUAUUCGCCAACAGAUCCGCUUCCAGCCUUCCCUGCAGCCUGUGGCUAGUGAGCCUGGCUGUCCAGAUGUUGAGAUGCCCAGUCCCUGGGCUCCCAGUGCGGACUGUGCCAUGGAGUCGCCCCCCCCAGCCCCCCCACCGUGUGCAGGUCCUACACCUGAUCCCAUUGAUCUGACUCUUCAGCCACCUCCACCAGCCAGUGAGCCUGCCCAACCAAAGAGAGAGGGUGCCAUCUCAGACAACACCAAGGCAGCUCUGAAAGCCACCUUACUCAAGUCCUUGCGCAGCCGACUCAGAGAUGGCCCCAGUGUACCUCUGGAGGCUCCUGAGCCUCGGAAACCUGUGACAGCCCAGGAUCGCCAACGAGAGCGGGAGGAAAAGCGCCGGAGGCGCCAAGAGCGAGCCAAGGAGCGAGAGAAGCGGCGACAGGAGCGGGAACGCAAGGAGCGGGGGGCUGGGACCUUGGGGGGCCCCUCCACUGAUCCCCUGGCUGGACUGGUGCUUAGUGACAAUGAUCGAAGCCUGCUGGAGCGCUGGACUCGCAUGGCCCGGCCCUCCAUCCCACCUCCAGCUCCAGCCCUAGCCCCAGCACCAACUCCAUCCCCAGCCCAGCCCACCAGUCCUCCCCCUGGUCCCCCACCACAACUUGCAAACUCCACCCCUACUCCUGCACCCCAGCCUGCUUGUCCAACCCCUGCUCCCCACCCUGCUGGCCCUCCUGGACCCAUCUCUGUCCCUGCAUCACUCCAGACUGCCACCUCUACUAGCCUUCUGGCCCCCAAGUCACUUGUGCCAGCCUCUGGGUUGCCUGGCCCCAGCACCGCAGUUCUGCCUUACUUCCCAUCUGGUCCACCCCCUCCAGACCCUGGGGGGCCCCCUCAGCCUUCCACAUCAGAGUCACCCGAUGUCAACUUGGUGACCCAGCAGUUGUCUAAGUCACAGGUGGAAGAUCCCCUUCCCCCUGUGUUCUCAGGCACACCAAAGGGCAGUGGGGCUGGCUAUGGUGUUGGCUUUGACCUGGAGGAAUUCUUAAACCAGUCUUUCGACAUGGGUGUGGCUGACGGGCCACAGGAUGGCCAGGCAGACUCGGCCUCACUCUCAGCCUCCCUACUUGCUGACUGGCUUGAGGGCCAUGGCAUGAACCCUGCCGACAUUGAGUCUCUGCAGCGUGAGAUCCAGAUGGAUUCCCCGAUGCUGCUGUCUGACCUGCCUGACCUCCAGGAGCCCUAAGGCCCGCAGCCAGUGCCUUGCUUCCAGGGCAGACCCAGUUCCAAGGUCCAUGGGAGCAUUCCUGGGGUCUGGCUCCUGGGCCCAACAGGUGAGGCUCAGCUUGGAUUAUUCUGCAGGUUCAUCUCAGACCCACCCUUCAGCCUUAAGCAGCCACCUGAGCCACUGCCGAGCCAUGACAGGAUUGGGAGACCCUGACUCCCUCUGAAUAAUCCUUUUCAGUAUUGUAUUUUUAUUAUUAUUAUAAUAUUAUGCAGUCUUUUUGCCAUCAAAAUGAAGCCUGUGAAAUACAAGGUUCCCUUUAAUGCCUAA